AUGUUUCGCAUUUCAACAUUUGCGAAAUCUUUAAACUUUAUCACUACCACCACCUCAUCAAACAUACCAAAAAAAACUCUCUUUGCGGUCACUCAAAUUCGAACUGUCACUUGGCAUCCUCCAAAGAAACCGAGAAAGAAGGCUGCAUUGUUGCUACAUGGAGCAAAAAAAGAGACAGAACCAGCAAAUCCGCCCGGAGAAGAUGUAGAACUUAGUGCAGAGUUAAUUGACAAUCCGUUCAGUUUGGUGGUCAACGGACAGCAAACAAGACUACAAAUCGUCUUCAACAACAAAGGACAAGAAAACUACACGGUCAGAUUAGUGGCGGGAGUAUUAACGAAUCCUGAUAACGCUACUGAUAUUUUUACCAAACUACCAACCAUACAAUACGACUACCCCGUUCCAACAAUGGACCAUGUGGAGCUAGAGUACAGAUUUCAUUCGGAAUUCAAUCCGCAGGAUUUGGAUUUGAUUGUUUUUGUGGCUUUUACUGAUGAUAAAAAUACUCGGUUUGAAGGUGUUGCAUACAAUUCUACAAUUCAUAUUGUUGAACCAGAACAAUCUAUUUUCGAUUUACAAUUACUUUUCUUAUACUUGAUCCUAGCCGGCAUCAUUGGUGGUGUUGGUUACAUGAUCUUCCAAGCAUUCUUUGGCGGAGUGAAAUCAAAGAAAAAUCAAAAGAAUCGCAAUCAAAAAAUAGCUGAAAAACAAGCAGCACAAGCAGCCAUCGAAUUAAAGACCUACGAUGAAAGUUGGAUCCCAGAGCAUCAUUUGAAAAAACCGACUCGUAGUGCUUCAAAAAAAAUGAAGAAGGACGAUAAAGCAGAUUAA
This is a messenger RNA of Ambispora gerdemannii, 831 nucleotides long. NCBI's taxonomy places the organism in Eukaryota, Fungi, Glomeromycota, Glomeromycetes, Archaeosporales, Ambisporaceae. The record is from the annotation of a GenBank genome assembly.